CAAAUUUGUGGUUCACAUAAUAACUUCUUUCUUUCUUUCUUUUUAUUUUUUUGGCUGAGUGAUUGUUAUUCCAGUCUCCAAUAAUUUGGCUGGUACAAAUCAUCUUCACUACUGUAAUUUAUGAAGUCCUUAGCUUAUCCAUUAGUCCAUUACACACCAACACCUGUCUUAAUUGGCAUGCUUAAGCUUAAGAAGACAAACUAAAAUGUCACUCCCUCGGUUUUAGAAUAAGCACAAGGGUGCAAGCUAUGCAACACUUGUUUAUGCACAUAGAAUUAUGCAACUGAACUAAGUGAAGUGUUUGUAGAUGGCAAGCCUUUACCUCCCAGGCCCGGCUACUCUUAGAAAAUUUUCGCUGUCUGCUUCAUCUAAUAAUGGAGCUCCUUCAACAACACAGCAAGUAGGGCCAGUAGUCUUGGAGCUCCCCCUCGAUAAGAUACGGAGACCACUAAUGCGUACAAGAGCAAAUGAUCCCCAAAAAGUCCAUGAACUCAUGGAUAGCAUUAAGGAGAUUGGUCUUCAAGUCCCUAUUGAUGUUCUAGAGGUUGAUGGGGUGUACUAUGGUUUCUCUGGUUGCCACCGAUAUGAGGCCCAUCAGCGAUUAGGCCUCCCAGCAAUUCGCUGCAAAGUCCGGCGUGGAACAAAGGAAACAUUAAGAUUUAUCUUGCAGGCAUCAUCUCCGGUAAAUACGUUGGAGUUGUAUUCAUUUUCAAUUCCCAGCAUUAUCCUCUGCCUCGAGGGAAGCCGGAUGAUAAUAUUUGACUGAAAGCAUGCAUGGAUAGUUUUAAACAGCAAUAAGUAAGCACAUACAUGUAUUGUGGCUUUGAACUUAUAAUUUGUAAUUCUACAACUCUCCUACCACGUGGUAGCAUAUCUUUCUCGACAACUUGUGUAAAACACAAAACUAAUGUAGCAAUAUAUUUUUCUUCUCAAAACUUAA
Messenger RNA from Chenopodium quinoa (quinoa), 940 nucleotides. RefSeq names its product sulfiredoxin, chloroplastic/mitochondrial-like. Gene Ontology annotation, biological process: cellular response to oxidative stress. Gene Ontology annotation, molecular function: sulfiredoxin activity. Bases 308 to 766 code for a protein of 152 amino acids. The record is from RefSeq and is a predicted model, not a curated record. The transcript has 6 exons. Lineage: Eukaryota; Viridiplantae; Streptophyta; Magnoliopsida; Caryophyllales; Amaranthaceae. Gene Ontology annotation, cellular component: cytoplasm.